AUGGCACCGAGCCGCGUUGACAAAGACAUCACGGCAAACUACCAGCUUGAGAAUUUGGAGCUCGCAACCGGUGGGUUCGGCAAAGUGUUCCGAGCCACCGAUCGGAAGCACCCAGAGCGGCGUGUGGCAAUCAAGUCGAUGUUGCUGGCAAGCCAGCGCCACCACCAGAUCUCCGAGAAUGAGGAGAAGCUCAUGAAGAGUUUGGACCACCCGAACAUCUGCAAGCUCUUCGAGACGUACCAGCGGAAUGGUCUCAAGUACUACGUCAUGGAGCUCUGUGAGGGCAAGGACCUCUUUGACUACAUGUUCAGUCUCGACUCGCCACGGUUGGGAGAGCGGAUGGCUGCAGGGAUCAUCCAGCAACUGGCCAGCGCAUUGCACUACGCGCACGACAAGGGCAUUGCCCAUCGCGAUGCACAGAAUGACAAAGAAACAUAUCCACACCGUGUACAGGUCAUUGAUUGGGGCGUUGGCCAUAAUUUCGGUGCCUCUCGCAUGCGGCACUUUGCUGGCACGGUGAAGUAUUGCGCCCCAGAGGUGAUGGAGGCAGACAACUUGUCGAGAUGCUUCUCCUCCUAUACUGCCGCUUGUGAUAUGUGGAGCGUGGGCGUUUUGAUCUACGUCAUGCUUGCCGGGAAUCUGCCCUUUCACGGCGGACAGAAGGAUCUUCUCAAGAAAAUGAAGAAGGAGCAGUAUUCGAUGGCCGGACAGGUCUGGCAGUCUACAUCGCGAGAUGCCCAGGAUCUGAUCAAAGGUCUCCUGAAGGCCGAUCCUACAAUGCGUCUCCGCCCCAAGGACGUUCUCCAACAUGCCUGGAUUACGCACAGUCACAGGUACUCAGAGGUGUCCGCGCCCGUGGCACAGCAAGUCCUCUCCAACAUGAAGACGUUCAGCGAGUUGGGCCACUUCUACUCCAUUUGCGUGGCAGCUGUGGUUCGGCAGCUGAGCUCCAAGCAACUUCAGGAGGUGCACUGCAUCUUCUGCAGCUUAGACCGCGACGGAAACGGCGUGCUUUCCAUUGAUGAGGCAGAGGAAACACAACCCUCUCAAAUUCGCCCCCGCAUCGCUGGCUCUGACAUGGUUGACAAGUGA
Molecule: messenger RNA, 1092 nt
Organism: Symbiodinium natans
Lineage: Eukaryota; Dinophyceae; Suessiales; Symbiodiniaceae
Source: the annotation of a GenBank genome assembly